Aptenodytes forsteri (emperor penguin) is the source of this 1026-nucleotide messenger RNA. RefSeq names its product Ras association domain family member 6 (gene RASSF6). NCBI's taxonomy places the organism in Eukaryota, Metazoa, Chordata, Aves, Sphenisciformes, Spheniscidae. The transcript has 10 exons. Bases 1 to 1026 code for a protein of 341 amino acids. The record is from RefSeq and is a predicted model, not a curated record. Gene Ontology annotation, biological process: signal transduction.
AUGAAGAAAGUGAGUAUGAAAGCACAGCAUCUACCUUCUGUUUCCAUCAAUGAGGAGAAGUUCAUAACCAGAGAGCAGCUCAGUUCUCUUCUGAAGACUUAUAACUCCUACUAUUCUGAUCAAGAAAAUCUGCAACUGUCACAUAAUCAGCAAGAAGGAAUCAAACCAUUUAUUGAAGGAAUCUUGUCAAUAUUUUGGGGAGUCCAACAUCCUAUCAGAUUAAAAAUUCAGGAUGAGAAGCAGAUACCCUCUUUUGUAACCCUGAAGUCAACAGAGAACGUGGAUUUGUUCCCUAAUAGAAGGGGAAUGACACGCUGGGGAGAAUUUGAUGAUCUACAUCAUAUUAGCGGGGAGACAUUGAAAUCUACUGAAGAAAAGGCAAACCUUGAGGAAAGUUAUUCAUGUUACGAAAGCCACACUCUGAAGUCCAAGAGCAAGCAGGAACAUGAUUGUGCUACCCUGCCCAGGGCCAUCAGCAAUGCCGCAGCUGUGCGGAAGAGGACCGAGUUCCCCAUGGUAGCAAGGACAGAAGUAGAAACUCACAGGUUUUCAAUUAAUGGCCACUUCUACAACUAUGAGACAUCAGUUUUUACUCCAGCUUUUGGAUCAGAAACCAAAAUAAGAAUAAACAGCCAGAUGAGAACAAGACAAGUAAUAGAACAAUUGCUUCGGAAGUUUAAGAUAGAAAACAGCCCACAUGAAUUUGCACUUUACAUUAUCCAUGCGUCCGGAGAAAAAAAGCAGCUGAGGAGUGGAGACGUUCCCUUACUGCACAGACUCUUGCAGGGUCCGUCAGAGAAGAUUGCUAAGUUCUUUCUCAUGGACAGGGAUGUGGAAGAGAUAAGCAGUGAUGUUGCUCAGUAUCUUCAAUUUCAUCUUCCCUUUUUGGAGUCAAUUCUGCACAGAAUAAAUGAAGAAGAAGAACAGGAGAUUCAACAGACAAUUGCAAGGUACCUAAAAGAGAAGAGUAUGAUAUGCCGGCACCUUCAUAGUCGAACUGUUAAAAAAACGGAGACUACAGUCUGA